Messenger RNA from Polypterus senegalus (gray bichir), 3930 nucleotides. RefSeq names its product tripartite motif-containing protein 16-like. Lineage: Eukaryota; Metazoa; Chordata; Cladistia; Polypteriformes; Polypteridae. The record is from RefSeq and is a predicted model, not a curated record. Gene Ontology annotation, molecular function: zinc ion binding; protein binding. Bases 154 to 1413 code for a protein of 419 amino acids. The transcript has 5 exons.
CAGCUGUCCCUGUCCUCAGAUCAGUGCACCGGCUCAGUGUUUUUGGGCAUCCUGAAUGACCCAGUCAGUAUCCCAUGUGGACACAACUGCUGGGAUCAGUCAGUUAUAAAUGGAGCCUACAGCUGUCAUCCAUCCAGAAGAACAUUUACUGGGAUGCCAGAACUUAAUGGAAACACCACAGCCUCAAAACCCAUAGCCGUGGUUGCUCCAUUUCAGCUAUACGCUGGACCUGACGAUGUGCCCUGUGAUGUUUGUACCGAGAGAAAACUGAGAGCUGCGAAGACCUGCCUGACCUGCCUGGCCUCCUACUGUGAGACUCACCUGCAGCCCCACAGACAAUCGGAAGCUCUGAAGAGACACAAACUGGAAGAGCCAACUGGAAAGCUUGAAGAGAAACUCUGCAAGAAACACCAGGAAGUUCUGAAAUUGUUCUGCAGGACUGAAGAGACUCUCAUCUGUUCAAUGUGCGUGGUGGCUGAACACAAGGGGCAUGACAUAGUGACACCUGAGGAGGGGACAGCAAGCAGACAGAGUGAGUUGGAAAAGAGAAACAAAGAAAUGAAAAAAUUGGAGGAUAAAGAGAAAAAACCGAAUGAUUUGGAGACCGUAACGAGAACUGAGAGUUCCGCAGAGAGGAAACUGCAGGAAUUCAAGGAGACCCUCAAGUUUUUGCCCCAGUCCAUUGAGAGGCUGUGGUCGCAUUUCACCGAGGUGAUUGAAGCUACCAAAAAGAGGGAAGUGAGAAAGGAUGAUGAGCUGACUGAGAGAAUAAAGGAGAAGAUCAAGGUACUGAAGAGCAGAGACAUUGAGCUGGGCUCUGACAGUCUGCAGAACCUACAAAGCAGAGAUGACCUUUUAAAAUACUUCUGUCCGCUGACUCUGCACUUUAGCACGGCACAGAGAAGACUUCACCCGUCCGAAGGGAACAAGAAGGUCACAAACAUGAGGAAAGAGUUCCCGUAUCCUGAUCAUCCUGACCGAUUUGAAAAUUGGCCCCAAGUUCUGUGCACGGAGGCUCUGAGCGGGGCUCGCUACUACUGGGAGGUGGAGUGGAAUGGAGAAGGGGUUGACAUUGGAGUCACAUAUAAAGGGAUACAAUGCAAAGGAUGGGGCAUGGACUGUCUCCUUGGACACAAUGACAGGUCCUGGUGCCUGUACUGCUCUGAUUCCAGUCACUGUGUGUGGCAUAAUAAUACGAAGAUCGACAUCAGCUCCCCCCCGGGUCACAGAAUAGGCGUCUAUCUGGACUGUCCUGAGGGCUCCCUGUCCUUUUAUAGCAUCUCAGACAGCACGACCCUCCUGCACAGAUUCAACGCCACCUUCGCUGAGCCGCUCUAUCCAGCCUUUAAGGUUGGAGCAAACUGCAGCGUAACAAUCUGCCCACCGGACCAGUGUGUCCAGAGUCCCCUGUAGGUCACUUUAUGUCUUCUGUCACAGAGGCCAUCUUGUUGACUUGGAGUCUCAUGCUUGCUGCCCUGCUUUCCCUAGUUCAAGAGUGAGCCUGGAGGGCCGUCAUCAGAGGAACUUCUACUUUAGGUGCCAUUCCGGCUUUACCCCCAGUUUCUGUUUGGUAUUCCCAAUGGCAGUCCAGUCCUGUUUAUUUCAUUUAAUCCAGUCUAGCUGCACAGAGGUUAGCACUGUCACCGAGUUCAGAUGCCAUCUCUGUGCGAUUUUCUUGCUCUCUCAGGUGUCUAUAUGGGUUUUUCUUUUACUCCACCACAUUUCUUUUCCAGUUCUUGAAGUCCACUGUAUUUAGUAAGAUGUCAGAUCCAAACCUAUAAUUUCUAAGUGUGUGCGCAGACUAACAUCCCAUUUAGAGUUGUGACAACUCCCAGUUAGUUUUUGGGACAGUUUAGCUUUUAGCUAAACAAACGGGCUUGAUGGACUGAAUGGCCUCCUCUCGUUUGUCAGAUUUCUUUUGUUCUUACAUGCCCUACAAUUGAUUUAAGUGGAUUCCUACAGCGGAAAGUUGAAUCUAGAGUUGGAUGACUCCUCCAGUCAUUUCCAUUUAUCACCUUGUUGACUCUUUUUCAGUUUUGUUCACCGAAUCCCUUUGAGCUCCUUUUGACACCAUCUGUCAUACAGGCCUGCUUCUGUGUAUCGUGGUUUAGGUCUUUUUGGUUGGACAGGCAGCUGUGAGUUGUGAUGGGAUCUCACCGAUGGCACCUGUCACUCAGGGUGUCCCAUAAGCUCAGUUUUAGGGUCUCUGUUAUUUCAUAUUUAACUAUAUCCUUCCUUUCAAAUCAGCUGUGCACAUCACCUGGGCUAUCACUGCUAUGCUGAUGAAACCCAAACAUACAGAAAAACCUCCACAUGUCUUCCACCUUCUGCUCUUAUUGCUACGUACGUCAUGGCUGACAUCUACUUUUUUUAUAAUAGUGAAAAGACAAAAAAAAACUGGAAUAUUUUUGAUUGUGAAUUAGACUCAGUUUGCUGAAAUGGCCCAAUUUGCCUCAUUAGGUGAUGACAUCCCUGUACAGACUUCUCAAUUCUUCUCUGCCAUUUGUUCCACACACUAAUAACUUAGUAAAAACUCAGUUUUAUCAUUUAAGGAAUGUUGUCCAACUUUGACCAUCUUGCCAGAUGCUGAAUGUUCAGCCAUUACUUUGGUUACAUCCAUGCUGGACUGCUGUGAUAUCUCAUUGGUUGGUCUUUCAAAGUCUGCUUUAAGUAAACGACAGAACGUUCCAAGCCCUGGGGACACAUCUUUGGGGGCAUCACAUCGAUUCCCGCUUGAAUCUGGCACUCAUCACAAUGUACUUCCAUUUCCUUACAAAGCCUUAAACAAUCAGCACCAUCUUAUCUCUCUGACAUCCUAAACCUGCCCGCCAGCUCCGAUCAUCUCCAGUCGAUCCUCUGCCUGCCAUUCCCAGGACUAGGAAGAGGACAACAAGUGAUGGAGCCUUCAGUGCCGAAGCUCCAACCUUCUGGAAUGCUAACCACCAGGGUUUGAAAGUAGACCUCAAACGUCUCCCUUCGUGUUCCUCCUUUUUAUGAUUCUGUUUUGUUAUCCUUUACUGGUACCUUUUGAUGUAUUUUUAACUAUUUUUGUUAUGUUUUAUACCUCGUCCUUGGGCUCUGUACGGCGCAUUAUAAACAAAAUGUAUUAUCUGUAUUAAUAUUAUUAAUGAAAAAUGAUGCAAAAUAAAUAACUUUGAUAUUUACAAAAUGAUUGAAGAAAGAUGGCGCAAGGUUAUUGAUAGGCAAUUAUUAAUGGAUAUGAUUAAUGGUUUUGUGAAGGACAGAUAUUAUAAUAUUCAUUUAAUGUAGUUAUCUUAUAAAAGGUGAUAGUUAUAGAUUUGUAGAUUUUUAUUAAACCUUCAAAAUAGUUGAACAUACAUAAUUGUUUAGGAUUCUUUAUAACAAGCGUAAAGAGUUCAGUGUACCCUCUGUGGAAAGGGAGAACCAAAUUGGACCCUUAAUCUUUAUUUUCUGGGACCUUAAUUUUGUUUUUUUUUUAUGUAUAUAUAUUUCAAAGCACUGAAACCCUCAUUUUUGUAAAUAUGUUAAUGUUUAAAAAGAAACUUGGAAAAAAUGAAAUGUUGUGUUCACAGGAGCUUAGAGCUAGAGAUGUAUGAGAGAUUUCAGUGUUUGAUUUUCAAUAAAUCUGCAAACCUUCCUGCAAAAGUGUCUUCACUUUGUCAUUCUGGGUUACUCAGUGAUGGGCAAAAAUGUCACAUUUAUGAAUCGUAAGAGAAAAUACUGCCAGCUGUGAAGUGUUGGAACACCAGUAUGCAAAUCCUGUAGAAAUGGAAGAAAACGUGUGUUAUAAACGUGUUGAACUUGAAAAGAAAAUGCGAGUCUCAAAAACUGAUACUUCCAGGGAGAAGGACUUCUGGCAGGACGAGGCGGACACAGGAAGUGACAUCAAGGGCAUUAAAGCUGUCAAUCUUCUGGUCUGCAGGAGGGAGGAGGAGAUGAGGUGCUAGU